AAGUCAGAAAUCACACUGUAUGGAACUAACUUCUUUCUAAAUUGCAUGAUUGAUUGAUAGGAGAUUUCCAAAUAACAUUUUGACUGCCUUACAUCCAGUAAAAGAACUCAGCAAAAUACAAAUAAAUAUGAUAAUAUCUUAGACAGCAAAUCUUCUCAUCCCACAAGAGGCAGGAAACUGCUAGAGGAAGCUACCUUGGAGAGGAUUCUUUCCUCCCUUCCCAAGAGGAGCUGAACUCAAAAUCUCUCCAUUUCACAAUAGACAUUAGAGAACAUUUCCAACAGUGGAUUUGCACUGGUGUUUUGUGCCCUAGAAAAACGUUCCCUUCUGGUAGGUUCUAAUAAGCCCCACUGGGACACUUUGCACUCCCUUGUCUGCUCCCUGCCUCUCUAACCUUAGAGGGUCACUUGGAAUCAACUAAUAUUUCAGGUCCUUUCUUCCCAUUUCUGCUGCCACACAAGGAACCCAGAUUAUAUCAGGGAGAGGCUGAGCUCCAGAGGUUCACACCAGGAGCUUAUUCAUUGUCACAUUGUUCCUGCUUCCUGACAGGUUCACUUGAACCGUCUGGAGAUGGGGGAACAAGGACAAUGAGGUGGGCAUGUAGGAAGUUUCAUGGCCCAGGCCCUCCUGAGAGCCCUGAACUGCCAACCAGACUGAGCCCAUCAGAGAAUAACACCUCCUUUUCUGAGGAUUCUGAUACAUUUUCAGUCAAAAACAGAAGCAAAGAUUCUGCAGCUCCCACAGAAACUCCCAGAAACCAUGCGGUGCUUCACCCUUCUGAGAUCCUUGAGUCCAAAUGUGGGAGCUAACCAGGCACAUCUUCACAAUGAAAUCUUCACAAGCCCAGAACCAUCAACUUGCUAUACUGUGUUCCUCCAGUGCCCAGUUCACAGGAAGCACUCAAGAAAAUCAAGACUGAAUCAAACAGGACUACUUCUGAAAGAAAACUCAGACUAUGAAUCUUUCUCCAGACAGGCACUCCAUACAACUCACUACACUUGAGCUCACUGAAUUAAUCACAUUCUUCUGCUCUGCCUCCCAGAGAUUUCAUCAAAGCACCGGCAUUGGCCUUCUGAAGGCUUCUCAAACUCUGCACUCACAUGUUUCCUGAAAGUGUCGUGUUUCUCACCUUUAGAUUGUUCUUCUCGUCAGUUACAUGUGGGCUUCACAAAUUUAUUUCUCAGAAUACAAGUCUGUCUCUUAUAUCCUCGGGAAACACUCCUUAAUAUCCCAAUUCGUAUUGACAAUAAUUAAACUAAGGACCGGCCAAAAACAGUGCCUUUCCUCACUUUAAUCUCAGUAAAGUAGAUAAGCCUCAAGUUAUUUUGUUCUUGCAAUGGCACUGACAAAUGUUUGCACCAAAAACCAUGUUGAAGUUCAUUAAGGAAACUGUGAUCCAGAUCCAAGGUCAAAAAGACAAGUUCAUCAAUUCAGCACACCACCAACUCACAGGCUAAGCAUCUUACUGCUAAUUCAUCGAUGCUGCGAUUUGUCAAGUGCCAAACUGAAUUAUUGAUUUGUCAAUAAUUUCUUUCUGUUGUUUACUUAUAUAGUAUAUUGCAAUUCUUGUUGCUGAAGUCAGCUACACUUUUUCUAUUUGAAAAAUAAUUUCUUGCGUUUGGGAUUUCAGGUAUAGUGAUUGUUACAAAAUAAGAAGGACUUGAAUUAACAGCAAGUUUUCAAGUAAAACUUUACUUAUGUAUAACUGAAUGAGUUCUUAAAGACAUUUACUAACAAUUUUCCACAAACUAAAAAAUUACAAACAAUAAAUAAAACAGACUUAAAAAAAGUGUGUCACAUAGCUGCUUGGUUUUUUUUUUUUUUUUUUUUAGUAGUGAAAUGGGGGAAAAUCAGACGAUGGUCACAGAGUUCCUCCUACUGGGAUUUCUCCUGGGCCCAAGGAUUCAGAUGCUCCUCUUUGGGCUCUUCUCCCUGUUCUACGCCUUCACCCUCCUGGGGAAUGGGACCAUCCUGGGGCUUAUCUCACUGGACUCCAGACUCCACACCCCCAUGUACUUCUUGCUCUCACACCUGGCCGUCGUUGACAUCGCCUACCCCUGCAACACGGUGCCCCAGAUGCUGGUGAACCUCCUGCAUCCAGCCAAGCCCAUCUCCUUUGCUGGCUGCAUGACACAGACCUUUCUCUUUUUGAGUUUUGCACAUACCGAAUGCCUCCUGUUGGUGCUGAUGUCCUACGAUCGGUACGUGGCUAUCUGCCACCCUCUCCAAUAUUCUGUCAUCGUGACCUGGAGAGUCUGCAUCACCCUGGCCAUCACUUCCUGGACGUGUGGCUCCCUCCUGGCUCUGGUCCAUGUGAGCCUCAUCCUAAGACUGCCCUUUUGUGGGCCUCAUGAAAUCAACCACUUCUUCUGUGAAAUCCUGUCUGUCCUCAGGCUGGCCUGUGCAGAUACCUGGCUCAACCAGGUGGUCAUCUUUGCAGCCUGCGUGUUCAUCCUGGUGGGACCACUCUGCCUGGUGCUGGUCUCCUACUCACACAUCCUGGCAGCCAUCCUGAGGAUCCAGUCUGGGGAGGGCCGCAGAAAGGCCUUCUCCACCUGCUCCUCCCACCUCUGCGUGGUGGGACUCUUCUUUGGCAGUGCUAUCGUCAUGUACAUGGCCCCCAAGUCCCGCCAUCCUGAGGAGCAGCAGAAAGUCCUUUUUCUAUUUUACAGUUUUUUCAACCUGAUGCUGAACCCCCUGAUUUACAGCCUGAGGAACAUAGAGGUCAAGGGUGCCCUGAGGAGAGCACUGUGCAAGGAAAGUCAUUCCUAACUGGUGUGAUAUUUGAACUGCCAGCCUCAGUUGUCACCUCGACUCUUGAUGCCCAAUUAUUGCCUCAAUCCAGAAAAGUUUAUUAUUUUCUCUUUAUCUGUGCUUUACUGACAGAAGGGCAAGCCUUCUCUCCUUUUUUGCAGAUAAAAUUUUAAAUGUGUUGCAUUCAUUGGGUUUCUAUGAGAUUU
Molecule: messenger RNA, 2960 nt
Organism: Nomascus leucogenys (northern white-cheeked gibbon)
Lineage: Eukaryota; Metazoa; Chordata; Mammalia; Primates; Hylobatidae
Product: olfactory receptor 2A1/2A42-like
Exons: 5
Coding region: 1840-2772 (310 amino acids)
Biological process (GO): G protein-coupled receptor signaling pathway
Cellular component (GO): membrane
Molecular function (GO): olfactory receptor activity; G protein-coupled receptor activity
Source: RefSeq, a predicted model, not a curated record